Molecule: messenger RNA, 1629 nt
Organism: Rhipicephalus microplus (southern cattle tick)
Lineage: Eukaryota; Metazoa; Arthropoda; Arachnida; Ixodida; Ixodidae
Product: succinyl-CoA:glutarate CoA-transferase
Cellular component (GO): mitochondrion
Molecular function (GO): succinate-hydroxymethylglutarate CoA-transferase activity
Source: RefSeq, a predicted model, not a curated record
GUCCCAUCGCGGCACGCAUCACGGCAACAGCAGGCGACAGUUUGCGUCUGCUAUCAGUAGAGUGCGAGUCAUUGGCAGACUUUACAGCUGUUUCAUCUCUUUGUCCCCUCCGUGUUUCGGCAAUAAAAACAGCGUACUGGCGUGCGGCGGUGCUAGAGUAAAACUACAAUGUCAUUCACCGCAUUAACGCGUAGGUUUAAAUCUGGCAUACGUGUAUCGCCAAAAACUUUCCACGGCGUACAUGGCGAGCACACUUCCAGUUCAGUACAAGCACCCUCAACGUGCCGACCUGAAGACCCGUUGAAAGGAAUUCGGGUGCUCGACCUAACUAGGAUAUUGGCGGGCCCGUACUGUUCCAUGAUUCUUGGUGACUUGGGUGCCGAGAUCAUCAAAAUCGAAAGACCAGGUGUCGGAGACGAAACACGAAAUUGGGGACCGCCUUUUCUUGAAGAUCAAAGCUGCUAUUUUCUGUCAGUAAACAGAAACAAAAAGAGCGUAGCCGUUGACUUGAAAAGCGUCGAAGGCGUUAGUCUGAUAAAGAAGAUUGCUGGAACCUCUGAUGUGCUGCUAGAAAACUAUCUUCCUGGAAAACUGGAUUCCCUUGGUCUCGGAUACAAAGAUAUUAGGGCUGUCGCUCCUCAGAUUAUCUACUGCUCCAUAACCGGUUACGGACAAAAAGGACCGUACAGAGAUCGUGCAGGCUAUGAUGUCAUAGCUGCCUCGAUGGGAGGUCUGCUGCACAUCACAGGACCACGUGGAGGCGAACCGUGUAAAGUCGGUGUGGCAAUCACAGACUUGGCAACUGGCCUGUACGCUCACGGAGCAGUCAUGGCUGCACUUCUGCAGCGAAACCGCACGGGCAAGGGACAAUGGAUUAACUGCAAUUUAUUUUCAACUCAAGUGUCUGUGCUGGCCAACAUAGCUUCCAACUACCUAAACGCUAACCUUGAAGCCAGCCGCCAUGGUACAAGUCACGAAAGCAUUGUGCCAUAUGCUGCAUUUGAAACGCUCGACGGCUACAUCACAGUGGGAGCUGCAAGUGAAGGCCAGUUCAAGGUCUUUUGCAGAGUCCUUGAUGUUAGUGAGCUUCUGUCUGAUCCUCGGUUCAAGGAUAAUCCAAGCCGUGUCCAAAACAGGGAUGUCCUCAUUGAAAUUCUGAAUAAAAGGUUUAAACUGAAGACGACACAAGAGUGGCUGCAGCUUUUUGAAGGUUCGGGCAUACCAUACGGCCCCAUCAACACCAUUCGGCAAGUGUUUGAAGAUCCUCAGGGCAAGGAAAUGGUCGUAAAGGUUCCACACAAGACUGCUGGCACGGUGUCCUUAGUCGGUCCUGCUGUGGAGUUUAGUGAUGGCGUGAACAAAGCGCGAUCAGCGCCACCUCUACUUGGAGAGCACACAGAUGAAGUACUGUCAGAGUACCUCACUGCAGAAGAGAUUGUCAGACUUCGAGCCAAGAAAAUCAUAGCAUGAGACAGUCUUGUUGAAAAUGUUGGACGCUGCGCAGUUUCGAACAAACUCGGUGUUCUUAGGUAUGACACAAAUGAAUACCAACUAUGGUUGUAUAAAGCUUUUAAAUACUGCACAGUCUGCUAGUUAUUACUGGUGUGAAUACAAGCACAUUUAUCAAGA